GUGACGAGAGAUCUCUCACCUCCCUCGACAGCCGGAUGCCCGCGAGCACAUCCUUGGCGUUUUCCGACCUGACCGAGGAGUUCACAGAUGGCAUGCAAGAGGAACUUGUUAGGGAAAUUGAAGAACUUAGGUCGGAAAACGACUAUUUGAAGGAUGAGAUGGAGGAGCUACGCUCUGAGAUGUUGGAGAUGCGGGACAUGUAUAUGGAGGAGGACGUGUAUCAGCUCCAGGAGCUCAGACAACAGCUGGACCAGGCUAACAAAACCUGCCGAAUCCUACAGUACCGUCUCAGGAAGGCUGAGAGACGCAGUCUCCGUGUCGCCCAGACUGGACAGGUGGAUGGAGAGCUUAUCCGCACACUGGAGCAGGAUGUCAAGGUGGCGAAAGACGUCUCUAUACGGCUACACAGUGAGCUGGACUCUGUGGAGAAGAAGAGAAUGAAGCUGGAACAAGAGAAUGAGGAACUGCGUGUGAAACUCCAGGAUCUGGAGGUGGCCAAGCAGGUCCUUCAGACAGAGUUGGAGAAGACCAGAGAGAAUUCUCUGAAGAAGAGAGGAGCACGGCCAAACAACAAGCCAGAGAAAAAGUCAUCCCCUCAGCCUCCAGAAGACAACUCAGACCUCAAGUGCCAGCUCCAUUUCGCCAAAGAAGAGUCAGCCCUAAUGUGCAAAAAACUCACCAAAAUGGUGAAGGACAAUGAGGCCAUGCGUGAGGAGCUAGCUAAAUACCGCUCGCUCUACGGUGAAGUGGAUGCCUCAUUGACGGUUGAAGAGGUUGCUGAUUCACCUCACACCCGUGAAGCAGAAGUCAAAGUUCAUCUGAAGCUAGUAGAGGAAGAAGCCAACUUGUUGAGCCGUAGAAUCGUGGAGUUGGAGGUGGAAAACCGUGGCCUUCGUGCUGAAAUGGAUGACAUGAAGGCUCAGGAAUCUGGCGUUUCAACCAGUCUUGGAAGUCAUCUGUUGCUGCCAGCGUCAGCUGAAAAUGUGAUGGAACUGCAACGUCACCUGCAGUUUGUAGAGGAGGAAGCUGAUCUGCUCCGUCGCUCACUUAUGGAGAUGGAGGAGCAGAACAAGCUUCUGAUGAAUGAGCUCAACCGCUAUAAGUCUGAAAUUCCCAUUGAUGCUGAGAUAGAAACCUCCACAACUUCCUCCUCGCCACUUCUUCUGUCCUCUUCAGUCCCACUGUCAGAGGAUGGAGGACCCAGUGAGGCAACUCAAGAGGAGCUGCUGGCAGCAAGGCUCCAGAUUGGAGAGCUAAGUGGGAAGGUGAAGAAGCUUCAAUAUGAGAAUCGUGUUCUUCUCUCCAACCUGCAGCGAUGUGACUUGGCCUCCAACCAUACCACUACCCGUCCAGCCCUGGAGACCGACGCUGAGGCUGGGGAUUCAGCUGAGUGCGUGCCCAGUCAAACGCACCGUGAGGGCCCGGUGGGGGGUGAGCAGAACGACCCUCCAGAGGAGGAAGAAAAAGAGGAGCGAGGAAAACAACAAACAACAAGAGGUGGCCUCAGCCUGAAGGACCAUGAAGCUCUGCUAGCCAUGAGGGACCAGGCACGACUGGUAACCGCGGCGAUCCAACUUCUGACAUCGCCAGACUCAAAUUGCCUGCUUACGUCCGAUUCCAUCUAUCGAAAGAUUGUAUGCGUGGAAGCUGCAGAGGAAAAGAACCAAUCAGAAAGCCUGAUUGAGGCUCUUAGCAGUAGGCUGCAGUCUCUACAGGCUCAGCUCCAGGACUUCACCCAACGGGUGGAGGCCCUGGGCGAAACUCCAGUGAGGGAGCAGGUGGAAGGGUCGUCCCCCGUGCCUUUGAGCCCAGAAUCAGGGGCCCCACCAAUGGCUCUUCCUUUUGCCUCCCUCUCCAGCUCUCCAGACACUCAGGUCAAUGAGAUCACAGCUGAACAGACGCCCGACUUUAGGGACCAAUCGGAGAGAGAGGACAAAUGCCAAGAACCACACCCAUGCAAAACAGAGGACGAGAGCAUCAUCCACAAAGACAGCAACAAGGAGCACUCACCAGAUUCAAACGAGACCAACCCUUCUCUGGUAUGUGAGCUGCAGGCAUUGCUGUUGGAAGCAAGGGAGAAAACACAGAGUGUUGAGAAGGAGUUGUCUCUGGAGAGACAAGCACACAGAGAUGAUACACAGAGCACCUCCCUCAAACUGUCUCAGCUGCAAGAGGAGCAUCAGAAGGUUCUUGUUCGGAAGGAUUUCCAGUUGCAGAGUUUGAGUCUGCAGUCUCGUCUGCAACAGAAGCUGUGGAGCCAGGAGAGAAACCUGCUGGUUCAGGAGUCUCAACAGCUCAAACAGAACCUUCUCCUUAUCAGUCUCAAACUGAGAUGGUUCCUAAAGCAGUGGAGACUGGGCAAGAAGCUGGAUGGAGAGGACAAGGAUAUCCUUGAGGUGAACAGCGUGAAAGAUCUUUACCUUCUGCUAGAAGAAGAUGGCCUGACUACCCUUCCAGGGGAUAACAAAAUGGCUGCCACUGAGGAGCAACCUCUCAGCCCAACAACCAAAGAACAUACAGCUCUAGAAAAGAGUCAGAAGCAGACUGGUGGGAUGAGCGGUACUUUGUCGGAUCUGAAAGAGGCGUUGCAGGAUCUCAGUGCAGAGCUCCGUGAGGAGCGGCAGGGGUCCCAGGAGCUCACCCAGCAGUUUGCCCGGGCCAAGGCUUCCUGGGAGGUGGAACGGACUGAGCUGAAGAGCCUCAUCACACAGCUGGAGGGUAAAGCAAGCAAAACUACUCUGGGUGCAAGUGAUAAAGAUCCUCCAGACCUGAAGGGGGCACUAAAGAGGGAGCGCGAGGAGCAUCAGCACCUCUUGGCUGACUCAUAUGCAGCAGUGAUGGACCUAACCAAACAGCUUCAAAUCAAUGAGAGAAACUGGAGCCGGGAGAAACUGGAGCUACUGGAAUGCUUUAACCAGGAGAGAGCCCAGUGGGAACAACGGCUCAGAGAGGCCCAGAGCAAAGGCACACAGUCUGUCGGUGAAAAAACAUUAGAAACAGAGACCCCAACCAAUGCAGACACAAAUGGGGCAAAUAUAAAGAGGGUCAAAUCAAUCACUUCUUUUUCUGACUCUGAAGACCAGCUCGAAACCAGUUCUGUCCUUCAGGGUCAAGAGGUGAUCAGAACAGAGAGGAAGGUUGAAAGGGAGCAUCCUAGCGACCCAGCCAGCAUUCUGACCCGUACCGACCUUGGAGACCUUAACCGGAAGAACUGGAAAUACCUGACGAAUGACUUGGCUCUGUUGGAGAAAGGUGACCCAUUUAAGACAUGGGAUUGCCCCAGCACCGGUACCAGCUUCCCUGGUCUGGAUCUGAGCCUAGAGAAGACCCAGAGAAGCUACACAGCACCAGAUAAAACAGGCAUCAGGAUCUACUAUAGCCCUCCAGCUGUACGUAGGAUGGAGCGGAGACCGACCAGGGAGGAGAAAUUCCAACAAGAGGUCAAGACAGGGCAUGCAUUCAUAGAAGCUGGGAUCACAGGUGGAGGGGAUGCAGUCAGCCAGCCUUCCUCAUCUCACUCUGCUUCUUCAACAUCAUCUUCGUCAUAUGAGCAGUGGCUUAGUUCUUUGUCCAAGCAGCACAGGGAUUUGUUGGAAGGCCAGGCAGGCCUGGAGAUAUCAGGAAACCUCAGCGAUGACAUGAAGGAGAUGACCAAUUGUGUCAGGCAGGCAAUCCGCUCUAGUUCGCUGGAGAGGAAGUGCAGCAAGGACGUCGGAAGCCAGACUGUGGGUGUGGCCACCACAGGGACACAGACGACCCAGUUUGUCAGUAUUGGCCUCCAGACAGAUGGACCUGCUUCCUCCACCUCCAGAGGGGCAGGGCUACAUGGGAAAGCAUGGAGUCCAAGGCCCUCCUCUUCACUGGCGUCAGCUCGUUCCCGUCAGAUCUCUUCUUCUCUGGAGAAAGUGCACAGCCGCAUCGAGAGACCGUGUUGUUCACCCAAAUAUGGCUCUCCCAAACUCACACGAAGGGCGUCCACUUCUUCUUCCAAACUGGAGACUUCAUCAACUUCGUCACGUGACCGGAGUGUGUGGAACCUGCACAACCGCAGCGGGCAGAAUGGUUCAGCUUGGGCUCGGUCCACGACAACCCGUGAUAGUCCUGUUCUUAGUGGUCUGAAUGAUGGCCUAUCCAGCCUCUUCAGUGUAGUUGAACAUUCUGGAAGCAUGGAGUCCCUCUGGAAGUCUGAUUGUGGCGUCGGCGCAGGAAGGCAAGCUGCUGGGAAGCCUUCCUGCCCCAGCAUUGGGAUUGGACUUGGAGAGCCUGGAAUGCACAAGUACGGCAUCGUUCAAGAGUUCUUCCGGAACGUGUGUAGCCGGACGCAGAUCCCUGUGGGCUCGGAGAAGAGGCAAAGGGAAGGCAUUCUCGUAGAUGAGCCAAAGCCAGAAUGUCUCUCUGGGGCUCUGUUAGGAAAUGACAAUGUCACAAAGAUAGUCAACAAGAGGUUCAUGAAGCAGACACAAGAUGACCAGGGAAUGACAGGCAAAGACUCAAACAUACGGGACACAAUGGCCACUAGUGCAAGCAACUUUGACGAUGGAGUGUGUGACUGCACUUCUCAGUCUCUCACAUCCUGUUUUGCUCGACCCUCCCGCUCUGCCACUCGCCACAGCCAGGGCCAGUGCAAGCACCGCCCCCAGGAGUCACCUAUGGCAACCGAGGAGAAAGUUAAUGCCAGUAACGAAUGACAAGAAGAGGAGGGGAACUCCUCACACUGCCACCAAACACAUGUGGAUGGAUAGAAAAACUGCCACAAAAUACACUGCCA
Molecule: messenger RNA, 4768 nt
Organism: Chanos chanos (milkfish)
Lineage: Eukaryota; Metazoa; Chordata; Actinopteri; Gonorynchiformes; Chanidae
Gene: mtcl2
Product: microtubule crosslinking factor 2
Exons: 14
Coding region: 36-4688 (1550 amino acids)
Biological process (GO): regulation of autophagy
Source: RefSeq, a predicted model, not a curated record